Molecule: messenger RNA, 2020 nt
Organism: Scomber japonicus (chub mackerel)
Lineage: Eukaryota; Metazoa; Chordata; Actinopteri; Scombriformes; Scombridae
Gene: gpib
Product: glucose-6-phosphate isomerase b
Exons: 18
Coding region: 39-1700 (553 amino acids)
Biological process (GO): gluconeogenesis; glucose 6-phosphate metabolic process; glycolytic process
Cellular component (GO): cytosol
Molecular function (GO): glucose-6-phosphate isomerase activity; monosaccharide binding; carbohydrate derivative binding
Source: RefSeq, a predicted model, not a curated record
UUGAGCACAGCGGAGCACAGCAAGACCCUCUGGACAUUAUGGGACUCACACACGACCCCCACUUCAAAAAGCUGCAGGAUUGGUACAAGGCCCAUGCCUUGAACCUUAACAUGAGGCACAUGUUUGAAUCUGACAAGGAAAGAUUCAACAAAUUGAGCCUCUCACUGAAAAGCGACCAUGGAGACAUUCUUCUGGAUUACUCCAAGAACCUCAUCACUGAUGAAGUCAUGAAGAUGUUGGUCGAGCUGGGCAAGUCCAGAGGCAUCGAAGCUGCCAGAGAAAAGAUGUUCUCUGGUGAAAAGAUCAACUUCACUGAGGGCCGUGCUGUGCUCCAUGUAGCUCUAAGGAACCGCUCCAACACUCCCAUCAAGGUUGACGGCAAAGAUGUGAUGCCCGAGGUCAACAAGGUUUUGGAGAAGAUGAAGGGCUUCUGCCAUAGAGUUCGCAGCGGCGAGUGGAAGGGCUACACAGGAAAGGCCAUCACAGAUGUUGUUAAUGUUGGAAUUGGAGGAUCUGAUCUUGGCCCCCUGAUGGUGACUGAGGCCCUGAAGCCAUACUCAAAGGGUGGACCACAUGUUUGGUUUGUGUCCAACAUUGAUGGAACACAUAUCGCCAAAACUCUGGCACACCUUAAUGCUGAGACAACCCUCUUCAUCAUUGCCUCUAAGACAUUCACCACCCAAGAGACAAUUACCAAUGCUGAGUCGGCCAAAGAGUGGUUCCUUGAACAUGCCAAAGAUAAAUCUGCUGUUGCCAAGCACUUUGUGGCCCUGUCUACUAAUGGACCCAAAGUGAAGGACUUCGGCAUUGACACAGAGAACAUGUUUGAGUUCUGGGAUUGGGUUGGUGGUCGUUUCUCCCUGUGGUCAGCUAUUGGAAUGGCCAUUGCCCUGCACAUUGGCUUCGACAACUAUGAGAAGCUUCUUGCAGGAGGUCACUGGAUGGACAACCACUUCCGUACUGCUCCUCUGGAGAAGAAUGCUCCCGUCCUGCUGGCUCUGCUUGGCAUCUGGUACAUCAACUUCUUCCAUGCUGAGACCCACGCCAUGCUGCCCUACGACCAGUACAUGCACCGCUUCACUGCCUACUUCCAACAGGGUGACAUGGAGUCAAAUGGAAAGUACAUCACCAACCACGGAUCACGUGUAGACUACCACACUGGGCCAAUUGUCUGGGGCGAGCCAGGAACCAAUGGGCAGCAUGCCUUCUACCAGCUGAUCCAUCAAGGAACACGUAUGGUGCCUUCCGACUUCCUCAUCCCAGCUCAGUCACAGAACCCCAUCAGAAACAGCCUGCACCACAAGAUCCUGCUGGCCAACUUCCUGGCCCAGACAGAGGCUAUGAUGAAGGGUAAGACCACAGAGGAGGCCAAGAAGGAGCUGGAGGCCAGCGGUCUGACUGGAGAGGCUCUGGAGAAGAUCCUGCCACACAAAGUAUUCCAAGGAAACAGGCCAACCAACUCAAUCAUCUUCAAGAAACUGAACCCAUUCACACUUGGAGCACUUAUCGCAAUGUAUGAGCACAAGAUCUUCGUCCAGGGAGUAAUGUGGGAGAUCAACAGUUUUGACCAGUGGGGAGUUGAGCUGGGCAAACAGCUUGCAAAGAAAAUCGAGCCUGAGCUCAAGGACACCACUGAGGUCCACUCCCACGACUCCUCCACCAACGGACUCAUCAACUUCCUCAAGAAGAACUUUGCCUGAGUCACACCUCCUCCACCAGCAUCCACCUUACUCCACAACAUCAUCCAUCUCAUCAGCUCGUGAGCUGCAUGGACAGGAGCCUCUCAGAGGCAGCUGAUCACUCCCACGCAUUCAGAGCUGAAGCUCCCUGUGUGUUUGUGCUCUCAUUAUGGAUAACACGUCUACGGUGCUGUCUUUUCCAUGUUUGUUAGUUCACCACUGUGAGGUCAAAAGCUUUUUGUAUCAGAGUGUAAUGGAAGACAGGGUGAAAGAUGCUUUCAGUCUGUCUUUCCUCUGUCAUAAGAAUUAGUUUCUAAAAUAAAUGUCUUUACACAAAGUUA